This is a messenger RNA of Pogona vitticeps (central bearded dragon), 1851 nucleotides long. RefSeq names its product LIM domain containing 2 (gene LIMD2). The record is from RefSeq and is a predicted model, not a curated record. NCBI's taxonomy places the organism in Eukaryota, Metazoa, Chordata, Lepidosauria, Squamata, Agamidae.
GAGCAGGGAGGAGGCGGGCAGCCCCGCGCUUUGUGUGCUUGAGGGGGAGGCGAGGCGGCCUCACAAGCCCCGGCUCGGGCUCGGCGCCGGCGUAGCCCUCCCACCUCACUUCCGAAGCCCAGGAGAAGGGAAGCGGCCGCGAGUGGAGGGCCUGCCGGAGGGGGAGGGUCGGUCGAGGGGCUUCUGCAGGGAGCGGAGCCCUCGGGUAUCAGGAGGGGCAAUUGUAAGCCAUACUGACGAAGAAGGAUUGGCUGGUCCAAAGGAGAGAAACUACAGACUUGUGUGAGAGAGAACAUAGAGCUAUGUUCCAAGCCAAGGGUCCAGCUGGUACAACCUCUACUAAUGAGUCAAAGAGCAACUCAGGGGCAUCGACUGUGCAGAGGUCCAAGUCAUUCAGCCUGAAGGCCCAGGUGAAGGAAACAUGCAGCGCUUGCCAGAAAACCGUCUACCCCAUGGAGCGCCUGGUGGCUGAUAAAUUUGUCUUCCAUAACUCCUGCUUUUGCUGCAAGCACUGCCGCACCAAGCUAAGCCUGGGUAGUUACGCAGCUCUCCAUGGGGAAUUCUACUGCAAGCCACACUUCCAACAGCUAUUCAAGAGCAAAGGCAACUAUGAUGAAGGUUUUGGACGCAAACAGCACAAGCAGCUCUGGCUGCAGAAAGAGGUGGAGAAUGGGACGGAUACAGCAUGACCAGCUGCCCCCUGUGUCCCCACAUUGAGAGCCUUGCUAUGGAGAUGAACUGAGCUGAUGGAAAGCAGUGGUGCUUGCAAGGGAUACUAGGAGCAGGGAAGGAGAGACAGGAGUACUUACAAUGGGGUAGCAGUAGUAUUUGGGCAGUGGGAAGAUCCAAGAACUCCAGAAACUACCCAGAUGGUAUUGAGAAUGGAGAAUCUUAGAGAAAUACCAGUGCCCUGUCAGGGACAGGGGAUCAUAUUAGUUAUGCAACAACAGAUAUUGCAAACGAGUAAUGCAAAAUAUAUGUUUGAACUUUACAAACAGACGAUACUUCCAAGGUGAUUCACCUUCUGGUACAAAUCCUUCACUGGAAGUCCAUUCUUAUUGCACAUAUCCCACAUGUGUUAUGUACAAGCAGCUCUCCUCCCUCCCUCUUCCACUGCCAGUCCAGACACUGUUCCUGCUAAGAGUCUAGUUUGGGGAAACUGUUCAACUACUAUUUUCCUUGCCCUUGAAACCUUAGGCUAAAGACACCUCUGUAGCAGACUUUGGAUUAACUAGGCCUGUCCCAUUUUUGGAGGCAGUAGAGCACACCUGUUCUAAUUGGGAGUCCACUUCUUCAGGCCGUUGCAUGACAGGGCGGGGAACAUAGUGAAAUCUCACCAUUAAUUUGUCCAGGAUGCAUAUUUUCACUUCUUUCUAGCUAAAAACACCUGUGUUGUUUCCUGAUUGCUUAUGCACUUACGCUGCAGAAACUAUAUACAUGGCCUGUAGGGACAAGUGUAUGUGCUCUACUUUAGUCAGGCUAGACUAGCAUGGGAAGAGAGAGCACAUGCUUCUUUGUAAUGGUCAGUGCCAGCAAGUUUCUGCUGUUGUAGUUAAAUGGUAUUAAGGAUCAUUCCUGGAAACGGGAAUGCUGAUAUAUAUAUAUAUAUAUUUUGGUACAAAAGAACCAUGAUGAAUUGGGCCAUGAAAUCGGAAUCCAACCUUGCACCCUGGUUUUCAUCAGCUCUGUUCUGCCCAUUCAGCCUUAAACCCUGGGGAAGCAUUCAAUGUCUCUCUUUUAUAUUUGCCUUUUUCAGUGGUAUGUUGUAAGCUGAAGCACAGACUCGUGGUGUUGUGUCCAGAGUUGCGCUGUGCUCUCUUAUUUUUGUAAUAUAAGUUUUCUGAGCCUUUC